Morchella importuna is the source of this 1845-nucleotide messenger RNA. RefSeq lists its product as uncharacterized. The record is from RefSeq and is a predicted model, not a curated record. The transcript is spliced from 5 exons. Gene Ontology annotation, biological process: regulation of DNA-templated transcription; sexual reproduction. The coding region runs from base 1 to 1845 and encodes 614 amino acids. Gene Ontology annotation, cellular component: Ste12p-Dig1p-Dig2p complex; Tec1p-Ste12p-Dig1p complex; nucleus. Lineage: Eukaryota; Fungi; Ascomycota; Pezizomycetes; Pezizales; Morchellaceae. Gene Ontology annotation, molecular function: DNA-binding transcription factor activity.
AUGGCCCACCUAAUGUACAGCCAGCAUCAACUUGUGAACCAAAAGCCCGAAACAUUUAUGCUUUCAACAGAAGCCCAGCAAUCGCUACCUCAGGAAGUCCAGGUUGCUCUUCAACAAGUCGAUAACUUAAAAUACUUUCUCAUCUCUGCCCCAGUCGACUGGGCCCCGGAACAAUACAUUAGAAGAUUUUUAUUACCAACCGGCGAAUAUGUAUCAUGUGUUCUAUGGAAUAACCUUUUCCAUAUUUCUGGUACAGACAUCGUAAGAUGCCUGUCUUUCCGCUUCCAGGCGUUCGGACGACCGGUGAAAAAUUCCAAGAAAUUUGAGGAGGGUAUAUUUUCCGACCUAAGAAAUCUGAAGUCUGGUACGGAUGCGUCGCUUGAGGAGCCCAAGAGCCCAUUUCUUGAUUUUCUCUACAAGAACAACUGCAUUAGAACCCAGAAGAAGCAGAAGGUAUUCUACUGGUAUAGCGUUCCCCAUGAUCGCCUUUUCCUGGACGCUCUGGAGCGUGACCUGAAGAGAGAGAAGAUGGGUCAAGAAGCGACAACUGUUGCCGUUAGCGAGCCGGCACUUUCUUUCGAAUUCGACUCAUCCCAGUCGCUAUUCGAGCAGCUCACCAAGGCGCAGCAGGCAAAUUCGUCAUCAUUUUCUGCACAUGCUUCUUACUCAUCCUCCACUUCACCCGUAAUGCGCGCGAUGGAUUCGAUGCCACCACCCCAAAUAAUUCCCCACUCCAUGCCCGUUGUGCCCGAAGAUAUGCACCCAAUGUCGUAUGGCCCGAUGCAGAUGACCCCUGCUCCAGUAAAACAGGAGCAAGAUUAUGGUAUGGCGCCAUACUACCCUGAGAGAAACGGCUUGCCGCUCUCAAGGCCGAUGCACCAACACCAGAGGACUAUCUCUAUGCCCAGCUACCUCGAGUAUUCACCAGCUCCUUCUUUUGCGCCAUCUGAGGAUUACAGUGCACGAGGAAUUUCCUACGAGCCACAUGAUCCUCCCGCUGCCACCUGUGAGCAACGCUCCUCCGUUCUCAUCCACCCACGCGCAUACACCAACAACGUCUACUCCGUCAUUGAAGGAUCUCCGACCUACAAACAGCGUCGUAGAAGAUCAUCAAUCACGCCUGGUAUCAGCGCUUUGGCCAAUGCCACUAACGCUGCCGCUGGCCAUGUUAGACGAACAAGCGAACAGCUUAGGCGCUCAACCACCGCGUCGGGUAUUGACCACAGCGAUUCGGAGUCUCCCCCAAUCAAUAUGGGGCACAUGCAGCCCCGCGAAAUUGUGGAUCUAUCGCGACAUGGAACACCACUAUCGCUGGCUGAAGACAAUAGCCCUGCACCACACCAGUCGAUGAUGCACCAUGAAGAGGGUUCAUUGCCCCCUAUGUCAAAUUGCGACCAGUCAGAUUAUGGUGUUGGAUCCGAGGUUAAGCGCCCGACCGCAAUUAGACGUGCCAAGAGCGCAACUGUCAUGGAAGUCAGCCCCUACCCCCAGAAGUCGCACUCAUGCCCCAUCCCGUCUUGUGGGCGGCUAUUUAAGAGAUUAGAACAUCUAAAGAGACACGUGCGCACCCAUACUCAAGAGCGACCGUAUAUUUGCAAUCACUGCAAUAAGGCCUUCUCUCGUUCUGAUAACCUUGCUCAACACAAGCGUACUCAUGAGCGUGAUGGCACUGCCGGCCCAAAUGAGAACUACAACAGCUACAGUGAGGAGGAUAACGAGGACGACCAGCUCCAGACAAUUGAAGAUGUCUCAGAAACAUCAGACCAUGGCGGUUAUCAUCAUCAGAUGCCCAUGAGUAUGCCCAGUAGCUUGAUGCACAGCACCAUGAUGCAACAACUGAGCUAA